This is a messenger RNA of Tuber aestivum (summer truffle), 237 nucleotides long. The record is from the annotation of a GenBank genome assembly. Lineage: Eukaryota; Fungi; Ascomycota; Pezizomycetes; Pezizales; Tuberaceae.
GUAGGAGGUCUCGAACACCCGUACACAAAAGCGCCGACAAACAUGAAGUCUUUCAUAAUGUCGCCGUUUCAUCUGGCGGAUGCUGCCGUUUCUGCCCUGGAUAUUGCAGUGUUGCGGCCAACCCUGCAUCCAAAACUCGUGUCGGUGAUCUCGGGAUCAAGCGUUGUUACUACCGCUUCUAGUAUCGCGUCCGGGGUACUAUUCAGGCGCUAUAACGAAAGCGAGAAGGAGAUGAAU